This is a messenger RNA of Fomitopsis serialis, 1381 nucleotides long. Its product is annotated as UbiA prenyltransferase family-domain-containing protein. Gene Ontology annotation, cellular component: mitochondrial inner membrane. Bases 35 to 961 code for a protein of 308 amino acids. Lineage: Eukaryota; Fungi; Basidiomycota; Agaricomycetes; Polyporales; Fomitopsidaceae. The record is from RefSeq and is a predicted model, not a curated record. Gene Ontology annotation, molecular function: 4-hydroxybenzoate polyprenyltransferase activity. The transcript is spliced from 8 exons. Gene Ontology annotation, biological process: ubiquinone biosynthetic process.
AGCAGCAUCCCAGUGGGUCCCCCGAGAGUUCGCAAUGUCUGACACCAAAGCUGCGUCCGUGCCGAAGCCAACUGCUCCUCUGGAACCACUCCACGACGUAGUCCCCACCUGGAACCACUACUGGAACUUAACUCACUUGCACAUGUGGCCAACGGGUGGCGAUUUAAUCUGGUUCCCUUCCAUGUGGGGGAUGUUGAUGAUCGCUGUGCAUGCACUGGUUCACGCCAUUGCUUGCACGUUCGCUCACAGCGCCGGAUGCAUAUGGAAUGACAUAUGUGAUCGCAACUUUGACCGCCAGAUCGAACGGAGCAAGACACGGCCUAUUGCUUGCGGGUUGAUAUCAGUACCUGCUGCGCUGCUUUGGUUGGAAGUCCAUGCCCUGGGCUACUUCACAGCCUUGUCAUAUUUCGGUCGUAGCACCGUGCUGCUAGGCGUUCUGGUCUUUUUCACGGUGGCACUUGCAUAUCCUCUGUCCAAGCGCUUCACGGACUGGCCGCAAGUAAUCCUUGGUAUCAACUGCGCUUGUUGCACACUCAUCGCAUGGUAUGCAGUCAAUCAUACCAUUGACUGGACAGUCGUCGGGCCUCUUUCGCUGGGUAUGACAUGCUGGGCCGUCCACUUCGACACCAUCUACGCAUCCUCCGACAAGAAGUACGACAAGCUGAUCGGCGUGCGCUCGUGCGCCCUCCUCUUCGGCGACUACGUCCGGCCCAUCCUGUCCCUCUUCUGCACGGGCUUCGUCGCGUGUCUAGCGUACGCUGGUUACGUCAAUCGACAGGGACCGUUGUACUACGUGUUCACUGUCGGGUCCACCGCGUUGGGCCUGCUUUGGCAGCUGGUGACGACGUUGGAUUACGCGAAGGAUGGGAUGACGCUGUUCAAGGCAAACACCAUCAUUGGGUACGUUUCCGUGGGCGGGUUGCUGGCUGACUAUACAUACAAAGUCGUGUUGCGGAUUUAACGCUGUGGAACGGCGGACCGGUAGAUUCCUGCGUUCCCAUUGCUUGGAUGAUAAGCCAUAUUAUUGCUAGAUAUAUCAUUUGUCAAGCUUAGUACAGUCUCUCAUUUCAUGCAGAACCAUCCGAAUGUAUAGAAUCGAUAGAUAUAGAUAUUAUUCGAGCAGAUGGUAGCGAGGUGUCGUGAUUAUGGGAGGCCAUACUUAGAAACUGUGCACAAUCGCGAACGACACAGGGAGCAGCCAUAGCACUAACCAGUCCGAGUCCCACGGAGGCGGGAUGUGAAAUGCUCCCGCGAUGCGACGGAGCGGUGGGUAGAAUCGCAAUCGCGAUCGGAAGAACGUUUUCCCUCCGUUUGAUACCCGGUUCGCGUUCGAAUCCAAACCAAUGAGCUCCCGCCACCCUCUGCCACCACCGGCAUGUCC